Messenger RNA from Ambispora gerdemannii, 249 nucleotides. The record is from the annotation of a GenBank genome assembly. Lineage: Eukaryota; Fungi; Glomeromycota; Glomeromycetes; Archaeosporales; Ambisporaceae.
AACGGAAAAAUCCUUCAAUAUGGACGAAACUCCGGUAGGCUUAUUUUUUUAACAAUCUUCUGUGAAUAUGGGCAAAAUCGUCCAAAUAAACCAUUUAAAGACAACCUAUAUAAAGAAUGGCAUUUUUGGAUGGCUAGUGGUGGUGUAGGACAAACUACUAGUAAUCUUCGACAUGCCAAGUUAGGUGACGUGUAUGUAUGGGUAAAUCUUGCCUUAGCGUUAGAUAGUUUAGAGGAUGAGGAAUUGUAA